Cicer arietinum (chickpea) is the source of this 592-nucleotide messenger RNA. The record is from RefSeq and is a predicted model, not a curated record. NCBI's taxonomy places the organism in Eukaryota, Viridiplantae, Streptophyta, Magnoliopsida, Fabales, Fabaceae.
UUUCCUCUUCUUUAUGGCCUCCGACAACGAACAAUCUUCUUCGUCCUCCAUGGAUACCUCAGAACAUCAAGAACCAUCCCCUUCUAGACCCAAUCUGUCUCUGAAUCACAGCUAUCAACAUGAUAUGUUAGAUCCGUAUUUCAUGCAUCCCAACGACAAUCCAAGUGUUGCCCUAGUUUCUCCGCCGCUCUCCGCCACCAACUACCAUUCUUGGUCGCGCUCCAUGAUCGUCACUCUCAGAUCGAAAAAUAAAUUAGGAUUUGUGACCGGUGCUCUUCCUCGUCCUCCAAAUAUUGAUCGUCUUUCAAUCGCGUGGGAUCGUUGCAACACUAUGCUCAUGUCUUGGAUCACCAAUUCAUUGGAACGUGAAAUUGCCCAAAGCGUCAUGUGGAUGGAAUCUGUUUCUGAAAUAUGGGCUGAACUUCGUGAAAGGUAUCAUCAAGGUGAUGUUUUUAGGAUUUCUGAUUUGCAAGAAGAAAUUUAUAGCCUUCGUCAAGGUGAUUCUUCAAUUACUUCUUACUAUACCAAACUAAAGCAAUUGUGGCAAGAGUUAGAAAUUUUCGUCCUUUACCUUCUUGUUCUUGUAAUAUGA